Messenger RNA from Wyeomyia smithii (pitcher-plant mosquito), 1050 nucleotides. RefSeq lists its product as uncharacterized. The record is from RefSeq and is a predicted model, not a curated record. The transcript has 2 exons. Lineage: Eukaryota; Metazoa; Arthropoda; Insecta; Diptera; Culicidae. The coding region runs from base 109 to 972 and encodes 287 amino acids.
AAAAACAUAAGAGAAACCUGCUUAUAAGGCAACGCUUGGGAUUGAGACAAUUCAAUAGCUCAUUUCGGAUUGGCGAAGCUAGUUUCGCAGACAACGGAUAGACAGAGAAUGAGACACCGAAAUUUCAUCGGCUUGAUAGCCAUCAUCGGUUUCGCGAAUGCGUUACCCAACGGAUUUCAAUCGAGUGCCUAUCCGCAAAACCAGUUGAACGCAUGGGAUCAGGCCUGCCGCAGCUUCCAGCAGUUUUCGUUGCAAUCACAGGCAGCUCAGAGCCAAUACUUUUCGCAGCAUUUCCCGUCGAUUGGUUUACCGCCGCUACCUUUUGUUGAUGUAUGUUCUCAAUUCAACGGAGUCGCCGGAGGUGCCGGCUUCAGUCAAGCUGGGGCCGGUGCUGCUGCGGGUUCCUCGGGAUCCGCUACUGGUAAUCGCUUCGGUGGAGGAGGCGGCGGCGGCGCCGGCGUCUUUCAAGGUGUUAGUGUCAGUACGGGCUCAUUCCCUGGUGGUGGACAUUCAGGAUUUGCAACUAAUAAUCGUUUUGGUGGCAGCGAUGGCGGAGGUUUUCAGGGAGUUAGUGUGAGUUCCAACAAUUUACCCGGUACGGGAACGGUGGUGUCCCAAUUCGGACCUGGUGGCUCAACCGUCACUCACUAUCCAAAUGGGGGAGGAUUCGCAACGGCCAACAGAUUCGGUGGGUCUAAUGGAAACUAUGGAGGAGCAACUUUCAGUUCAUUUGGAGGAUUCCCGGGCGGAAGUGGAGGUUUUGCAUCGACCAGCCGAUUCGGAGGAAACGGGGCGAAUGCGUUCGGUUCUGUUCCGUCGAAUGGAGGCAGUUUUGCCAGCGCAACCCGCUUUGGAGACGAUGGUGCCAAUGUCUAUACGGCUCAAGGACCACAUGGAGCCGGUGUGAGCGUUUCCAGCACCAACGACGGACGUGGUAAUGUGCGUACCCAGGUGAACAAGCAUCAGUACUGAGUUCAUGACCAUUUUGAAUAAUAUCUAUUAAGUUAUUGCCUAUGCAUGGAUACAAAUAAAAAUCAUUUACAAACCACA